CCAUCAUGAGUUAUAAUGGAAAUGCAUUAUUGACACCUUCACGAUAUGGUGGUGAAUCUUGGAAUGCUUAGACAUGCUUCACUGCUUAAGAGGACUAUUUUGAAUGUUUAGAUAGAGAAAAUUCAACUAAUGGUAAUUGAAUUAUUAAUCCAGUCAAUCGUAAACUUUGUGGAAGAGAACAUUAAUUAUGGAAGGAAACAUGUCCAGAUAGUGAUAGAAGAGCCUAAAUGAUAUUUAGAAGACUUGAAAGACAAAAUUAAGCAUUGUAUACAUCAGAAUAGCUCAGAUAAUAUAAUAAUCAUUAAAACAAUAGAAGCUUCAAAUGAUU
Molecule: messenger RNA, 328 nt
Organism: Paramecium pentaurelia
Lineage: Eukaryota; Ciliophora; Oligohymenophorea; Peniculida; Parameciidae
Source: the annotation of a GenBank genome assembly